Molecule: messenger RNA, 3784 nt
Organism: Fukomys damarensis (Damara mole-rat)
Lineage: Eukaryota; Metazoa; Chordata; Mammalia; Rodentia; Bathyergidae
Gene: Znf260
Product: zinc finger protein 260
Exons: 3
Coding region: 772-2001 (409 amino acids)
Biological process (GO): regulation of transcription by RNA polymerase II
Molecular function (GO): DNA-binding transcription factor activity; RNA polymerase II cis-regulatory region sequence-specific DNA binding
Source: RefSeq, a predicted model, not a curated record
GGCAGAGACCGCUGGGAGUGCAGCUCGCCCAAGCAGUGCGCAGGCGCAGGCGCUCUGGCUCGCCAUCGUCUUCUUUGUCUGCGGGAGCUACACUGUCCAUACCCUUCAAAAUUUCUGCGGGGUCUAAGGACUUGGCCUAAUUCUGGGAUGCUACUUUGACCCUCAAUCAUCACAUCCAAGUCCUGUGUCUUCUAUUCAUUCACAAGUUUAAAGUCACCAAUUCAAGCUUUGAACAAUGGAUGAUUGAGAAGAAAUAUAAAGUUCUUUCUCUCCAGAAGAAGCUUUGGGAGUUCAUAAGCAGACGAGAAAGCAACAUUAAGACUUGUGAGUUAUGUUUCAUCUUUCUCUGUGAAAAUAUAUACUAAGGAAAAACUCGGAAAACCUAAGAAACAGGAAAGUAUUUCCUCUGAGCAUUGACUGACACUGCAGUGGUACACACUGAUUUCAGGACUACACUUCUAUGUAUGGGACUUAGUUUAAGAGAGUUUGAAACAAAAUUCAUAUUUAUGUACAAUUUAAACAUGAUAGUGUAUAAGAAAGAUACAUUCAUAUAAAGAGAAUGCUGUUUUCAUCCCUUUAUAUAAUCACCGCAUCUCAGAAUAAUCAAUGCAAGAAAAGUCUUCUAUCAUAAAUUCAACUUGAUUACCAUACCUGAGUAUUAAUAUUGAAAAGAAACCAUUCAUAUCAGUGAAUGUUAGAAAGUUGCCAUCCUUAAUGCAUCUCAGUAGAUACUAGGGGAACCUAGGAGAAAGUUCCUGUGCAUGACAAAAAAUGUUGGAAUGUCUUCAGCCUGAAUCAGAUCUCAUUCAGCAUGAUGAAAUUCAUACUGGAAAGCAACUUUAUGAAUGUAAGGAGUGUAGAAGAACUUUUAGCCUGAAACAAAACUUCAUAGAACAUAAGAAAAUGCAUACUGGAGAGAAAUCACAUGAAUGUAUUGAAUGUGGUCAAGUAUUCUCUCAGGUCUCAUCGCUUACACUACAUUUGAGAAGUCAUACAGGGAAGAAAUCAUAUGAAUGUAAUGAAUGUGGAACAGCCUUUAGCCAGAAGGGAAACUUCCUUUCUCAUCAGAAAUAUCAUAGUGGAGAAAAACCUUCUGAAUGUGGGAAAGCACCUAUUCAAAUGGCAGUCCUCAUCAGGCAUCAGAGAAAUCAUACAGGAAACAAACCAUAUGCAUGCAAGGAAUGUGGGAAAGCUUUUAAUAGCAAAUCAUACCUCAGUGAGCAUGAGAAAAUUCACACUGGAGAGAAACCAUUUGAAUGUAAUCAGUGUGGAAGAGCCUUCAGCCAGAAGCAACAUCUCAUUAAACAUCAGAAUAUCCACAGUGGAAAGAAACCUUUCAAAUGUAAUGAGUGUGAAAAAGCCUUUAGCCAGAAAGAAAACCUCAUUAGCCAUCAGAGAAUCCACACAGGAGAGAAACCUUAUGAAUGUAAAGGGUGUGGAAAAGCAUUCAUUCAGAAGUCAGGCCUCAUAAGACAUGAAAGAAGUCACACUGGAGAGAAACCCUAUACAUGUAAGGAAUGUGGGAAAGCCUUCAGUGGCAAAUCAAAUCUCACUGAGCACGAGAAAAUUCAUAUUGGAGAGAAACCCUAUAAAUGUAAUGAAUGUGGAACAAUCUUCAGGCAGAAGCAAUACCUCAUUAAACAUCACAAUAUUCAUACAGGAGAGAAACCCUAUGAAUGUAAUAAAUGUGGAAAAGCCUUUUCACGGAUCACAUCACUCAUUGUACAUGUGAGAAUUCAUACAGGUGAUAAACCUUAUGAAUGUAAAAUAUGUGGGAAAGCCUUCUGUCAAAGCUCAUCUCUUACUGUGCACAUGAGAAGCCAUACAGGUGAGAAACCCUAUGGUUGUAAUGAAUGUGGGAAAGCUUUUUCUCAGUUCUCAACUCUUGGUCUACACAUGAGAAUCCAUACUGGUGAAAAACCUUAUCAGUGUAGUGAAUGUGGGAAAGCUUUCAGCCAGAAGUCACAUUACAUUAGACACCAGAGAAUUCAUACUCAUUAAAGUUCUAUGAAUGCCUUGGAUUUAGGAAAUGCUUCAGCAGAAUUUACACUUAAUAAUAUUUCAAGUUUUGUUUUACAUUAAAGAGACAUAAAUGUAGGAAGUUUUUCUGCAGCAACUCAAAACUAAUAAGUGUCAGUAUAAUGAAAGUCUAUAUCCCUAUAACUUUCACAAUAAACAUUAUUAAUACUAAACUUUAAGAAGUAUUCUCCAUACAAUUAAGACACAGUAAUGGACAUUAAUUAGCAUGGUCCUAAAAGGCCUACUAGCUGCAUUAAGACAAUAUGAGACAUACAGAGAUUUUAAAUUAGACAAAAUUACUUUCUUGUUUUGCUACAUAGGAAGUUUGUGAAACUAUAAUCAUCAAAAUUACUGCUUUGCAGUUGUAGAAAAGUGAAAUUAGGACAGAUAAUUGAAUCCAGAAAUGCUUGAAUUUGUGGGAGAUUGGUAAUUGAUAGAGGUGGUAUCUCAGAUUGGUAGCAAAAUCAUGGAUUGCAAAAAAUGAUCUCAGGGUAAUUAAUUCUUCAUAUGGCAAAAUAAUAGAUCUCUGCCAUCAUUGUACAUGAAAAUAUUUAUAUCUUAAAAAUGUAGUGAAGAUUAGAAUGCAAAAAGUGGAACAAUAUAAGAAUUUUAUAGGGGAAUGUUUUCAAUCUUGGGGCAGGAGAAAAUUUCUAAACUAGGCCCCAGGAUUUUUAGCAAUUUCUUUUUUGUUUUUGGUACUGGGAAUUGAUCCCAUUGUCUUUGCAGUAAGCUACAUCACAUCCACCCAGCCCAUGUUUUUGAGACAGGGUCUCAUUAAGUUGCCCAGGCGAGGCUUUAAUUUAUAAUCCUCCUACUUCAACCUCCCAAAUACUGGGAUUACAGGUGUGCAACACUAGCUUAGCAAUUACUCUUGGGUCUAUCUAUCUAUAUUGGUCUUGAUUAAUUGAUCAAUAGAUAGACCUCAAAAUCUGAAACAUUGCACAGUCUGUUUAUUCCAGUAUGAAUUAUGGUAGCCAAAAAUUGGACACAAGUGUUUGUUGUUUGUGAAAUAGAUGAAUAAAAUGUGAUACAGUUAUGCCAUAGAAUAUUCUUUUAUUAGCAGUUUAGUGCAAAUUAAAUCUAUAUGUAUUAACAGUAAAAAAGGAAGAAAUCAUGUGGAAUGAAGAAAACUAAAUGAUGAGCAUAUUGUAAAUGAUAUCUGUGUAUGUUUUGAAUGAAAUCAACACUAACCAACCCAUGUACUAAGAUUUGAUUAUGGAAAAAAAUUUUAAAAAAUUAUUAUUAUUAUUAUUAUUACUUUUGGUACCGUGAAUCAAAUUCGGGACCUGCGUGCAAGGUGGGCAACAGAACCACUGAGCUAAAUCCCUGGCCCAAAAACCCUUUUUAUAUAAAACUGCAGAGAAUGAAUUGGACAGAUCCACACUUAGUUCCUCAACGUGGUUGCCUCUGACAAGAAGGCAAGAGGAAAGGAAAUGUGACAAAGCACAGUAGUGAAAGGAUACUUCAAUUUUGCAUCUAAAUAUUUAUUUUCAUUAAAAAGGAGGAUUCCACUUGAAUGUAACAAAAUAUUAGUUAAUUUUGGAUUUUCAUAAUGUACAUAUUCAUUCUUUUGUUAGUGAUAUUUUCUUUAAAAUGAUAGAGGUUUGGGGAAGGUAUACUCCCUUUUAUUGGUGGGGAAUACAUUUGAAGGCCCCCAGUGGAUGUCUGAAACCCUAGGUAGUUCUUAAUCCUGUAAGUUUUUGUUUGUUUGUUUGUUUGUUUGGCACUAUUGGAGAUUGAACCCAUGGCUUCACACUGAGCUAUA